Molecule: messenger RNA, 905 nt
Organism: Durotheca rogersii
Lineage: Eukaryota; Fungi; Ascomycota; Sordariomycetes; Xylariales; Xylariaceae
Exons: 1
Coding region: 110-691 (193 amino acids)
Source: RefSeq, a predicted model, not a curated record
GGCCGGUACCUGGUAGGUCGGUAUGUGGGCGAUGGUGGGGAGCAGGAGCAGGGUGCGAGAGAAAGAGAGAGAGAGGAUAGCGACGCGGAUCUGCUGACCGAGCCGGGGUAUGUGUGGUACAUGUAGGUCAUCAUUCAUGCGUUUCGCUCUCUCUGGCUCCCUCCCUCUCUCCCUUGGGGAGGGGAGGGGGGGGACACCGUUCCGCUCCAGCGUUUAUACCGGCACGCCGUUUACCUUGGCCAGCGUGCGGGCUGUCCACCCCUCCACACCCACCCCAGCGCCCGUAGCCCUCGGGUGGCUCGUCACCGUCGUCGUCGUCGUCGUCGACCAGUGGCGGAGGAGGGACGACGAGGAACAAGGAGGUGGGCGCGAGCGCAGGGGGGGAGUGGCUGUAGACCCCGCGAGAGAGAGAGAGAGAGCAGGUCUGGGUCACCAAGGCAGAGGCAGCGCCAGAGGCGCGUACUCCCCCCUCCCACCCGCCUGUGUGUGUGCCUAUCGAGGCGUGGGUGGGCGUAGCGUGGGCAGGCAGCCAGCCAGCUCCGUAAUGCUGUGUAAGCGGCCUAGCUCGUCUGCGGAGAGAGAGGCACGCACACGCACACGCACGCUGGGACGAUGGAUCGAUGGGAUGGCGAUGGGGUUGGACGGGUGGACGGGUGGACGGGGGGGGAUGGGCGGCCCCCAAACGCGCUGAGAAACCCGGACAUGGAUGGGUUAUAAUAACCUGGCGUGCGGUCAGGUAUCAAGUAUAGCGCGGCAGGCAGGCAGGCAGGUAAGUUGACGUGUGUGUGUGUGUGUGUGUGUGUGCUUGCGGGCGUGAACGCUUCUUCCUCGGGUCUUCUGGACAGCGCAGCACUCUCUCCCUCCUCUCGCCCUGCUCAUCCCCGAGGCUCGUCCUCCAGGCGGGC